AUGGCGACCUGGACACCUAUACCGACUCCAUGGUCACGGCCUCCAGAGAAUACUAUCAAGGCACUGGACAAGAAUCCGAAGUUGAGCGAUAUCAUCCGUGUUUUACACUGCACCUCAGGCGACUACGACUCUCUUACCCGUCCGAUCGAAGACCUCUUAGACGCACUCGACAUCGAUCCUGACGCGAAGCUAGGAAGUAAGGUCAAUAAGCAGGCAAUUAACGACAUCGUCCAGAUACUGAAAGAUGACACUCUCUUUCGACCCAUGUUAACGUGGGCUGAGAGUCAAGGGGAAGCGACUAGCAACGUUAACAAAGCCAUCAAGUGUAUCAUCCAUAACGUACACGCCAGAAGGAAACGCAGCUUUCGCAAAGAAUCGAAGGAUCAUCUCCCCAGCGCCUCACCGAAAAUUCCCGUAAUUUCGACCCCCCAACAUCAGAACAGUCCCGUUAUCAAAACUAAAGUGUCUCCGAUUGAUAAGGACCCCGAAUUUGUUCUAAUUAAAGCGGACAUCGAUGCCGAAGCAUACUACAGACUCGUCCCAUCCGGACCGGCGGCUAACACUGCGUUCGAUAAGUUGAAAGCGGAAUGGACAACUAAAGCUCCUACGGACCAUCGAUCACAGGAAUGCAUCUCCUUCAAAGUUUUGGAUGGAGGUUUCCCAGGAGCGAUUGUCGAAGAUGGGGGAAUUCUCAAAAUACUGGCAACGAGAGCUAAGAAGAAUCACGAAACCCUGGUUCUUAUUGCUCAAUAUGGCGAACGCGUCAGACUCGAACACCCCGCCCCUUCGAUUCUAACGAUCCCGCUGAGAGCGUCAUACCUAGUGUUGAAAAUCGAAGUAACAGGAGGUAUUGCACCGACAGACCAGAGCACGGGCCGACGAACGAUGGAGGACAGAGGAGAAGCACAAGCGGCGAGCACUGAGAUUGGGACGAGAUUUGUCGACUCGGGUUGA
Molecule: messenger RNA, 954 nt
Organism: Fonsecaea monophora
Lineage: Eukaryota; Fungi; Ascomycota; Eurotiomycetes; Chaetothyriales; Herpotrichiellaceae
Exons: 2
Coding region: 1-954 (317 amino acids)
Source: RefSeq, a predicted model, not a curated record